GUUUAAGGCGUUUCACCUGCAGUUACUCUGACUGACCGCUUGAUGCCGCUGAUGCGAAACGCCCUUUUGAUGAACUGACAGAAGACAAACAAAAGCAUCAACGUGGAGGAAAAGCAGAGCACGAACACAAAAUACUAAUGAGGCAGCGGGUGUUCACCGGGGUGGUCACACAGAUGCAGGAGCAUCAUGGGAUUGUGGAUCAGGAGGUUCAUUUUCCAGUGAGUGUUGUGGUGGGUCGUGUGCCCCUGGUGGGAGAAAAAGUGUUGGUGAAGGCGGUCCAGGACCCCCUGAAGCCCAUCAGCUGGACGGCACAGAAAGUUCAGACGCUGAACGGACAGCCCUUCAAAUCUCCUCCUCCGCUGCUGCCCUCCAUGUCAUCCAAUCCAAAGCCUGGCAUUUUAGGGACCAAACCGCAACCUCUGCUGAAGUCUCCCAAAAUACCACCACUGAUUCCCAGCAUGCAGCCAAAUCCUGGUGGCAUGAUGCAGAUGUCCCAUCACCAGCAGAUGUCCUGGAACGGUCCGUUCGAAGGCUGGGGUGGAGGACGGAAGAGACACGCUGAGGUCAUGGGAGGUCGUAGAGGUGGACGCUGGGAGGACGGUGGCGGAGGGCCGUGGGGAGGAGACGCCAUGCACCAAAAACGAAAAAGAUGGAGGGCCGUCUUAGAGGAGGAGGCACCCAAAAAGAGCAGCUCCAUGUCCACACACAGCACUCCGCUGUUCUCCUGUUUCUCCAGGAACACCCAGGCCUGUGAUUAUCUGGAGCUUCAGCGGCGGUACCCACACCUGCACCUGCCCUUCAACCUCUUCCACCUCCAGCAGUCCUGGACUGAGAGUUUCCCGCUCGACCAGCCUUUUCUGCUGAGAGGACCGUGUCACUUUCACGUGGGAUCAAACCAGCCGGAGAGUCAAGCAGAUGUUUGCGAGUCCACAGAUGAGGCUUUCUCCGUUAGGGUUCUGUUGUUUUCUAUGCCGUGCCUUGAGGACUUGUACUCACAGUGUUGUAACCUCUCAAAGGACGGUCAGAUGCAGAAGGAGGCCGUGCAUCCCACUACACUUCUCAAAUUUGUGAUGGUGGACAGUGGAGGGGAACUGCGGCUUCCUGGAGGUCACUGGUCACCCAAAGCAGACGGAGCAAAUCCAGUGAAGGACAGUUCGACGCUGGUCAACACUGCGCUCCGCUGCAUAAAGGAACAAACUGCUCUGGACCUCUCAGCCUGCACGCAGUGGCACAAGAUGGCGGAGCUGAGAUAUCUUUCCGGAGAUAAAAUGGAGACGGUUGUGGUGUUGUUGCCAGAUGUGUGGAAUCUAGUGCCAGCAGAAGAAGACUGGGCAAAAUUACGACAAAAACAGCUGGAUGGUGAUUUGUCGCAUCCAGAAGGUCCGUCUGUGGUUUUUCACCCCUCCACUGGACUCAAUCUGUCUGUCGUGUCUCUGUCCUCACUGCUUGAGCCCCAGACGCCUCAGACGCGGGACAGCUGUGAGGUGAGUUUGAUGGCGGAGAUGUUCAGCGAGAUGCUCCAGAGGGAUUUUGGGCUUGAGCUGUAUCAGUGUCUCUGCCGUCUGCCACAGGGCCCCAGCGUCAAAGAGGACAACAGCGCUCCCAUGGAGGAUGAGCCCAAAAAAACAGACAAACAGACAGCAAAAAAGAAAGGACUGAUCGAUGCUAAGAAGAGAAAACUCAAAGAGAAGGAUGGGGAGAGAGAGACAGAAGACGCCGCACUGACGGAUGAGACUGAACCGGCUGGAAAACAAUCUGAGCAUCUAAAAGAGAGUAAAAGCCAAAGCACAGGAGGAGACGGGCAGAGCAGCAGUGCCUCAGACAAUCAGCCGUCCAAAGACAGUGAACGUCCUCUGGGCUGGACGCCUGAGCUUCCCCGUAAAGUGCUUCUCUCCUGGGUGUUCUUUGACCGUCAGCUGACAGGAAGUCUUCGAGAGGCAGACCUGCUCAACAUCCUGCUGUCUCUCGGCCUGUUUCUCAGUCCUGCUCAGGCGCAGGAUCUGGUCAGAAAGGCUGCAGUCGGUGGGCUUUGCCUCUACAGAAAUCUGUGCAGUCGCUGGUCAGACGCCGACCGGACAGACGGCAGCAUUAGUGCUGAGGGAAAUAAAGCCAUGUUGCCCGGCCAGACAUGCAAAGAGAGAGCAUCCGCCCGUCGCACCGGUAACACAGAUCUGGUGAACUACAGAGGGAACGUCAUUAACUUACCAAACCUACUACAGACACUGGAGAGCAGCAAAGCGGCCCAACGUGACCUGGAGAAGUGUGUCGCCGCACUGCAGUCCAGACUCGAGGCAGCAGAAGCGAUGCAGGCGUCUAAUGAACAGGAGCAGGGCCAACAGAAAGAGCUGAAGAAGAAACUGGAGAAAGCCGAGACGCUCAACAAAACAUACGAGAAGAGUUUGAGAGAAAACAGCAGUCAGAUGAUCUCGGUCAUUGAGAAGAUGCAGAGGAUGGUUGAACAGACAACAGCCCUCGCAAAUGCAAAUGCAGGAAAGGAUGAGAAGGCGUAGAGACGCAAAAGCUCAUCGGAUGGUGAUGCAAUAGCGUUUGGACCGAGGAGAAUAAACAAAAAAAACCUGCAAAAUAAUUAAAAACAAAAACUUUAGCCUUUGUUUGUUAGCUUUUAAAAACAUUUUAAAGAUUAUGUCUUCAUGCACAUAGAUAAGAAAGAAUUGCAUUCAUGGACAUUUGUAAAUGUUUUUAUUAAUAGAAAUGUUUUGCUGGCUUAUUUUAGAAUGUAUGUAAUAUGCUUAAUAUGGACAGGAAAUGUUGUGCUUUAUUUAUUUAGUGUUAUUUAAUUUUAUUUGGAUGUUAAAUUCUGGCAGCUAUGAAAGUAUGAUCCUUCCACACAACUGACAAUCUCAUAAACAGAGAUGCAGAUACGCAAACCUGUUCCUAGCCCUGUAUAAUGAAACUGUAUAAUUCUUUUUUACAUGUGAAUUUGAAACUGUGUUUUAAAUGGCAUAUGUAUGUCUGGUCAUGUUUUAAAGGUUGAAAACAAGCAUGGAACCUUUUUUUUUUUUCAAAUUGAACUUUAUUGUAAUUCAUUUUUAUUUUGUACUGAAGCAUUUCCUUACUGUUAGAAACCAUCCACCGCCAUAAAUAUUCUUAAGUGUUGGUAUGAGGAUAGUCUAGUGUUUAGUCUAGACUAAAAUAUAGUGAAAGUUCAAUUAUUUUGGAAAUACUGCCUGAAUUCUCUCUUGCAAUUAAAAGAGUUUAAAGUCAAACCAAUCCAGAAAAACAGCUCUAUUUAUAUUUAACCUGCGAUGAUGUGAGAAUGAAUGCAUUUUAAUCUAAAGUCUUAAACAAUUUAGGAAUGUUUGCAAACAGUAAGAUGUUGACCUGUUUUGGAUGUAAUUGGCAAAAAUGUUUUUGUCUUUUUCUCAGGGACCAUUUAUAUUUUCCAACAGCCUGUUUUGAGCAGUUGCAUGUUUAAUUGUCUUCCAGCAGAAUUAAGUGACUGAGUAAAGUUGAAAACAUAUGCCAUGCAAUAUAUUUUUUUCUUUUCUUUUUUUGUCCACAAAAACUACCACAUUUUGUUCAGUGACUUGGCCAGUCAAUCUCCAAUCCUGAUGUAUGAAAAUGUAUUUGUCAUUUAUUUUUGAGGAGCAGUCCCAACAGAAAUAAAAGAGUUCAAAGUAUA
Messenger RNA from Onychostoma macrolepis, 3643 nucleotides. It is a transcript of the gene ccar2, whose product is annotated as cell cycle and apoptosis regulator 2. Gene Ontology annotation, biological process: regulation of DNA-templated transcription; RNA splicing. Gene Ontology annotation, cellular component: DBIRD complex; nucleus. The record is from RefSeq and is a predicted model, not a curated record. The transcript is spliced from 18 exons. Bases 138 to 2510 code for a protein of 790 amino acids. NCBI's taxonomy places the organism in Eukaryota, Metazoa, Chordata, Actinopteri, Cypriniformes, Cyprinidae. Gene Ontology annotation, molecular function: RNA polymerase II complex binding.